GCCAGGAUUUGUAAUUUUAACACGGUAUCCGAGAACUUGUUUUAGCUUGGCACCUGAGGAAUAAUUUGAAUCCAAUCAAAAUGUCAUCGCUGAGUUCCCUGUGAUGCGUGUCUUUCAGCAGGUGUCAGGUAAAUUCUCUAUAUCCACUUUAAACAUAGGCUACUUAUAAUACCCAGGUUAAUAGGUGUGAUUGAGAAUGAAUGUGUAAUGAGGAAGAAAAUGCUAUUUCACUGUAAUUCUAAGCGAUGCAUAUAAUAUGUUUAACAGGCUACAUAAAUUGGACUAUUUUCAAAUUAAAAUAAAUGAUGGGAAAUGCUCUAAGCUAUAUGUGUGGUUAAUAUAGUUUGUGACACAUGGAUACGUUUCUUAUACACGUAUGGAUAUUAAAUAAUCGUAGGCCUAUACUAAUCACUGUCUCUAGCCCAGGGGUAGCCCUUGAUCAUUACUCUCAGUUCCAUUAAAUAAGAGUCAUUGGACGAAGGCGUCUUCUGUAGGGGUGAGUGUUGUUAAGAGCUGCAAUGCUUGGUCUGAACAUUGACACAACUCCCUUGUGGUACGGUUUUGGAAGCAUAAGGACAUUAUCUUUCAUAUCAGCAAGAAAUCAUUGUCAAAAUACAAGGUUAAAUUGAUACACACCUUUAUGGCCAUAUUUCUAUGUUACAGCGCUUGUUUAUGGAAGACCAAGUGGAUUACCUGCGCUAAUUAGCUAUCUACGUCUCCAAACACGUGUGAACGGAAGACGAUGCCACAAACGUGUUGUCACUGAAAAAUACUGUAGGCUGCAACUGUGUUAAAACCGCUUCAAACAGUGUAGUGUGUAUUUUGCAUUUGUGAAAUUAUUUUGAUGUGAUAUGAAAGUAGAGGGAUUAUGUUUCUAGAACCAUACUGCAAUUGAGAAUGGAUUCUCGUUUAGAUGGAGAAUUUGGCUGUUUUGGUUUCCAGAGGCAAUUUGCCCUUUAAACAGAACAUGUAAAGUAUUUUAGUCCAACAUUGGGCCAGGCCAGGGGUGUCAAACUCAUUUUGCCCAGGGGCCCACAUUUGGUCUUCAACAAGGUCUGGAGGGCCACACUGAAAAUUGGUUAUAUUUCCUUGCUGUCUAAAUUUGCUAAAAAUAAAGUCCUCUAUCCAUUGUUUUUGGAAUUCUCGAUGCUACCUGAAUGUCUAGAUUUAAUUUAGGUGAUUAUUAGCGAGCUGGACACAGUCAAGAAACUGUAUGAAUGUAUGUUUGAGAUACAUGUUAGACGUGAGGUUUUUAAAGUUUUUAUUUUUUAUUUAUGCUUUGGCCACAUUCGAGUAGCCUAUAGGAUGAGUCAACAACAUUAUUUGGGUAUGUGUUAACAGAAUAUAAACUUUUUAAAAGUGAGAUUUUCACUGGACAGUUAGUUUACAUCCAGGUUUUAGAUGCUACCCCCAACCUCAAAUCAAAACCAAACAUGGAUUCCAUGUUGUGUUCUCACUUUGCGUGCACACCCGUCUGUGGUUCACACCUGUUUGUCUAGCUAAUCAGCGUCACAAUAUGGGCUAGCAGGUACAGUCAUUGGACCGUGACUUAUCGCACAAGUUGUUGCUAUGGAAUGCCCUUAGACCUGAAAUAAAUUAUUAAUAAAGGUGUCUAAAUUUGGGCUAUGGCAAGUUUAUCAAUCAUACAACCUACUUGAAGUUACAUAAGAAAGUGGUGUAUGAUAUUAAAUAAUUUAUUUUUACCAAUUUUCAUUGUUUCAUAUAUUCACAAAAAAAUAUUUAUUUUGAUAAAUAAAAAACAUUUAUGACUUUCUCAACAGAUUGGAGAUUUAGUUCAUUGUUGUGGCUCCCGCUGAGAAGAAUCACACAGGCACUGAUACACUGAAGUGAUCAGGUUUUUGCAGAUCAGAAUCCUGCUUGGCAGAUGGAGGUGAUUCGUCGCUCCUCUGUGUUUGCAGCCGGGGUGAUGGAGGCCUUUGACCAUUCCCCGUCCGACAAAGAACUGGUGUCCCAGUCCAAGGCACUGUGUAGGGACUACAUACACUCUAGGCUCAACCUCUAUGGACUGGGCUCGUCCAAAACUCAGGUGGACUCAACGCUUUGUGAGGUGUCUGCUGUGCUUCUCUGUCUUGGUAAGAACCUGCUGCAAACUGUUACAUGUGAAACUUAAUGUAACAAAAAAUCCUGCUUGAAUGCAUGUGAACCACUUGUCUUCAAAUCUAGCAUUUACAGUAUAGGUCAGUACUUUGGAGCAGUGUUUCCCUUGAGAAUCCCUAUGGUCCCUGAAUAGAUUGUACACGCUGUACUGGUUUUGUCCUCCACAUGCAUGACCUUGAUAGGUAUCAAAAGUGUCUGACAGUCCGAGUUGAGGGCAAUCAAGCUACUGCAUUGUUCAGUUUGGUAGGCUAACUAAGGCAGGUGAGAUGCCACUACAUGCCCCUCAGGCCUACAUGCAAGAUUUGAAGAGUAAUGUAAAUAUUGAGGUAAUGUGGUCAUCUACAUUUACCAAAGGGUGGUGCAGGACAUGUCUGGACACUGGUGGGUUAUUGGCUUUGGCUGAUUUGUUCAGCUUGGGUUGGGUGAUGGCCAAGAAUGCAUUUGUUUACUUUGAUUAUCACAACAAAUCUCUAAAAGCUUGGACACAGAGUCAAAAAGUUUGGGAACAACUGACCUAUGGCAUAGUUUCUCUGACCUGUCUGGUUUUCCUAAUGCUCCUGUGCUUCAAUGAUUGUUUCAAUUAAGUCACUAUGUCAUUAUGUUAUUAAUUGGGUAGAUAGACUUGUUGUGCUUUCUCAGUGCUAUCCUGUUUCUAAUUGUUCAGCCUUGUGGUCUCUCCUGGUUUUCCUAGGUGAUGAGCUGGAGUGCAUGCGGCCGAGUGUCUACCGGAACGUGGCGAGACAGCUCAACAUCUCAGUGGCCAUGGAGACCACAGUGUCUGAUGCCUUUGUUGCCGUGGCAACAGAGAUAUUUUCUGCAGGUGAACAGCUGCAAGGGAAGGGGGACCAGAUGUGGGGAUUUAGGAGGUUGAUGUUGUAUAAGCCCUUUAAGAAUCAGCACACAUAACAGGAAUUUUCAUACAUUUGACAUGCAUGAUUAACUCCAAAGUCCCAAGGGUUGGGAACAUAUCUUAAAUUGAGGUUCAACCCUAUGUGUUUGUGCUUAGAGGGGGUAAAGCAAUCCUACAUGAGCUUUGAGGAAUGUGUGUUUUGGGACAGGGCUACAAGAUGUCUGAUCAUUUGAAACUAUUGCUACUUGUAACACUUUGAUAAACAUUGGUUUUGUGAUAUAUUUUUCACACAGUAGCAUCAUUUACCAUAAGUAUGAGAUUUUGUACUCCCUAAAGGCAGAACAGGGUUAUCAUCUGACAGUCCAGGUCAAAAUCCUGAACAUGUACCAAAAAACACACAUACCCACGUCCCCUCUUUGUUCGUCUACGUUGAUGUAACUUUGAAACACACGAGAACAUUGAGCGUCUGGAACAACUAUUCUAUUCCGUCACUGGUACAUACAGUCUCUGCUGUGUAAAUGCAUCCCACUGUACAUCUUUGUCUGUUUACUUGACAUAGACAAGUUGAAACUUUGACAAAAACAUCACUAGUACACACAGUUUCUGCUUUGGGACUUGCCACUCUGGCAUGAUUUAAAGAGAGAAAAAGUAAUUCAAUGUCACACAUGAAUUACUGCUACAAUACAGUAUGGGACCCCUGGGCUGCAUGAAUAAUAAGUCUCUCAAACUCUGUAAAGAUAAAAAUAGCCUCAUUUUCAAACAUUUUUCGAGCUAGCAUUCUGGCUGAUCUGUGACUGUUUUGACGUCACCAGGGGCAUUUUUGGAACACCGUGGGAUUACUCCAGAGAGACAAACAAACCACUGACCCAGGCAAUGUUGGCCUUUUGGGAUGUGGGGUUCAACAGCUGUAUAUUUAUCUGACUGAAAAGAUAAGCGAGAUUCUUUACGUGUGAUGAUUGCAAUAGAGAAUAUUGAAAAAUGAUUUUAUGUCAAUCAAAUGCUGCACUAAGAAAAAUCACAACUUUGAUCAUGAAUUGUGCUUCAAAAACUCUUGAAACUAAGGGUUCCAACUUCCAGCUAUACACCACUAUAUGACAUUGGUUUCUACAUUUGAUUACAUUUGAUGAGGAAGCACCAUGCCUAGACUUUUCGCUUAAAGAGAAAAUUCACCGCUAGACACUAUUUGGGGUGUUUUCCCUGUCCCCCUACAUAAUUCUGAUUGAUGAGAGGUGUUUAAGACAUAAUUAUGCACAACAGUGGUAUUUUUUAAAAUUAGUGCCUGGAGAGUUGAACCAAUGAUGUCAUUGUUUGAUUGAGCCUGCUGUCUGAUCUAAAAAUGAAUGGAGUCAUGUUUUGUAGCAAUUAUUGUGGCCUUUGUGUUUCGCCGAUUGCACACACUAGUAUGAGUAGAUAUGGUUGUCCUUGUUCAAUAGAGCCAUUGGACUUAACAACGUUCCUAUCUGCCAGGACAUUGCAGGAUAUCUAGGGUGACUCAUUUUCCCUGGCUGUGUAAAGACUACAGCCUGACAGGAGCCAUACUUCCUUGUCCAAUUGUGUUCCCACCCUCGAAGGCAUCCUGAAAUCGCUAUGAAUUCUGGAUAUUGUGGUUUGCUUACAACCAGGAAAUGUAGAUAGCCUGUUUUUCUACCGUUCUCGAUUUGUAUGACCCAUAUUAUAUAUUAAUGGACAGAUACAGUUAAAGACUCCCGAGUGGCGCAGUGGUCUAAGGCACUGCAUUUCAGUGCUAGAGGCGUCACUACAGACCCUGGUUCGAUUCCAGGCUGUAUCACAAUCCGGCCGUGAUUGGGAGUCCCAUAGGGUGGCGUAUAAUUGGCCCAGCGUCGUCCGGGUUUGGCCGGGGUAGGCCGUCAUUGUAAAUAAGAAUUUGUUCUUAACUGACUUGCCUAGUUAAAUAAAGGUAAAAUGAAAAAAAAAAAGAGCAGCUGUGAAAUUUCCCUUUAACCUUUCCUCUUUUCCACUUCCUGCCAAGUGCACCAACCAAGCUUGCUGACAGUCUUCUCUCUAUUCUGGGAUGUGUCGUCUCACGUCAGGGACAGAUCUCUGUAGGGAGUUAAGACAUUGUGAGGACAGUCCUGUCCCAGAGGGAGUUACCUUAUUUAAACCUUCCCUGGGGUCUCUAAAUCCCUAAAGCCAAGCCACAGGUCAGUCAGUUCAGGCGAACAAAACAGCUUAAAGGAGGCUAAUGUCAUUAGCCUUCCUGUUGCAUCACAGCCAUAACAAGGCUGACACCCAAACGGGUUUACUAGGAAUCUAAUGACCGCCUCUUUGAUGUGAAGCUCUGAUGCGAUCGCAACCAUCACUUGCUCUUUCUCUCUAUUGGCUUUACUGUACAGUUGACUUCUGAAGUAUGCAGUGUCUUGGGACUGCAUAUGUGCACUACUCUGGAGCGUGUGGAUAUAGGUAUCUGCCAAAUUAAAGGAAACACCAACAUAAAGUGUCUUAAAGUAACUGCCCAGUGCAAGUCUCACUUUUAAAAGUUAAUAUUCUGUUAACUCAUACCAAAUAAUGUUGUUGACUCAUUCUAUACUCAUAUUUAUGCUUUGGCUACAAAUUGGAGAAAAAACGACUUAAAAAAUCCACCUCAAACUUGUAUCUCAAACAGAUCGUUUCAAAAAUGCGUGCUAUUUCCUCAUAGAACAUGAUGUCAUCUCCAUGAGGAGGAUGAGUUGGCCAAUCAGCGGUCUACUUGCGUGAUUAUUUUUAACGACCGAUAUACGCCCACACCAUUCUGUUGUUGGGGUACGCACACAUCAUUCCAACACAGAAAAGCUGCUUUUUAAAUACUUAAUUACCAUUUUUGGGAUGGAAAACUAUUUUACUCGCAUUUCUGAGAACUGGAAACACUGGGCCGCCAGAACAGCUUUAAUGCGCCUUGGCAUAGAUUCAAUCAGUGUCUGGAACUCUAUUUGAGGAAUGCAACACCAUUCUUCCACGAGGAAUUCCAUCAUUUGGUGAUUUUGUUGAUGGUGGUGGAAAACCCUGUCCCAGGCACCGCUCCAGAAUCUCCCACAAGUGUUCAUUUGGGUUGCGAUCUGGUGUGACACACACACUUUAUUUAAACCCCCAAUGCUCCUUUUGAGACCCCUAUUUCACAUUCACUGAGAGAACGUAUUCUAGCCAUGGUAGCCAAAAUAAUGGGCAACUGGGCAUUUUUGUACAUUACCUUAAGCAUGAUGGGAUGUUAAUUGCUUAAUUAAUUCAGGAACAACACUUGUGUGGAAGCACCUGCUUUCAAUAUACUUUGUAUCCCUCUUUUACUCUAGUGUUUCCUUUAUUUCGGCAGUUACCUUUCGGCAGUAUGCAGAUGUGACCGACCAGCUUGAUUUCAGUUUUAUGUAACAACAUUUGAAAUCGUGUUUUUUUUACAUUGCAUAAAAGUAGAGACUCAGAGCUAGAAAAUUGGAUAUUAUACACUAGAGACGAACAAUAGGAGAGUAAUUCUGCUUUGAAAGUUGACAAACUUGUAACCCCACUUUUGAGAAAAUGGCCCUUGAAUGUUUUGGUACACCUACUGGAGAGCUCUUCUUUGUCUGCACCCAUUUAGUAUCUUUCACACCCUCUUAAGCCUUAGCCCCCAUCUCUUUAAGGAUUUACAUGUGAGGCCAUGUGCUAAACAGAUUGAGUACGGUAGUGUACUAAACAACCAAAGAUUUCAAGACUAAAGGCUGGUUUAUACUACGUCUAUCGACAUGUCUGUAGACAUUUGUCGCAGUGACAUCAUGAACAUUCUAUUGUCGUCCGACAUCAAACUUGUCGUUAUGAAAAAGUAUAAACACAAAAACUACAAGCUGCAUGACAUCAGCAGCCUGGUGGUCCAAAAUAGUAUUUUAACACCAAUAAACCCAUCUGUUUAAAAAUGAAUUUAGUAUUUUGAUUUCAAAACUCAGUCCUCCAGAAAGUGGAAAGCAACACUUUUGCAGUUGUUUGUGAUAUCUUUUAAAAAGACGCGUUAGAAGGGAUUACCUACACAUACUGAGCAGCUCAUGUUAUAGUCAGAAGCGUGCUACAGUGCAUUCGGAAAGUAUUCAGACCCCUUGACUUUUUCCACAUUUUGUUACGUUACAGCCUUAUUCUAAAAUGAAUUAAAUAGUUGUUUUCCCCUCAAUCUACACACAAUACCCCAUAUUGAAAAAGCAAAAACAGGUUUUUAGAAAUUUUUGCAAAUUUAUAAGAAAUAACAAACUGACAUAUAAAAAUAUCACCUUUACAUAAGUAUUCAGAUGCUUACUCAGUACUUUGUUGAAGCACCUUUUGGCAGCGAUUACAGCUUUGAGUCUUUUUGGGUAUGAUGCUACAAGCUUGGCACACCUGUAUUUGGGGGGUUUCACACAUUCUUCUCUGCAGAUCCUCUCAAGCUCUGGCAGGUUGGAUGGGGAGUGUCGCUUCUCAGCUAUUUUCAGGUCUCUCCAGAGAUGUUCGAUCGGGUUCAAGUCCGGGCUCUGACUGGGCCACUCAAGGACAUUCAGAGACUUGUCCUUAAGCCACUCCUAUGUUGUCUUGGCUGUGUGCUUAGGGUCAUUGUCCUGUUGGAAGGUAAACCUUCACCCCAGUCUGAGGUCCUGAGCGCUGUGGAGCAGGUUUUCAUCAAGGAUCUCUCUGUACUUUGCUCCGUUCAUCUUUCCCUCAAUCCUGACUAGUUUCCCAGUCCCUGCCGCUGAAAAACAUCCCCACAGCAUGAUGCUGCUACCACCAUGCUUCACCGUAGGGAUGGUGCCAGGUUUCCUCCAGACGUGACGUUUGGCAUUCAGGCCAAAGAGUUCAAUCUUGGUUUCAUCAGACCAGAGAAUCUUGUUUCUCAUGGUCUCAGUCCUUUAGGUGCUUUUUGGCAAACUCCAAGUGGGCUGUCCUGUGCCUUUUACUGAGGAGUGGCUUCCCUCUGGCCACUCUACCAUAAAGGCCAUAUUGGUGGAGUGCUACAGAUAUGGUUGUCCUUCUGGAAGGUUCUCCCAUCUCCACAGAGGAACUCUGGAACUCUGUCAGAGUGACCAUUGGGUUCUUGGUCACCUCCCUGACCAAGGACCUUCUCCCCGAUCGCUCAGUUUGGCCGGGCGGCCAGCACUAGGAAGAGUCUUAGUGGUUCCAAACUUCUUCCAUUUAUGAAUGAUGGAGGCCACUGUGUUCUUGGGGACCUUCAAUGCUGCAGAAGUGUUUAGGUACCCUACCCCAGAUCUGUGCCUCGCCACAAUUCUGUCUCAGAGCUCUAUAGACAAUUCCUUCAACCUCAUGGCUUGGUUUUUGUUCUGACAUGCACUGUCAACUGUGGGACUUUAUAUAGACAGGUGUGUGCCUUUCCAAAUCAUGUCCAAUCAAUUGAAUUGACCACAGGUGGACUCCAAGUUGAGUAAACAUCUCAAGGAUGGUCAAUGGAAACAGGAUGCACCUGAGCUCAAUUUCAAGUCUCAUAACAAAGGGUCUGAAUACUAAUCUAAAUAAGGUAUUUCUGUUUUUUAUUUGUAAUAAAUGUGCAAAAAUUUUAAAAAACCUGUUUUCACAUUGUCAUUAUGGGGUAUUCUGUGUAGAUUGCUAAGGAUUUUUUAAAUUUAAUCCAUUUUAGAAUAAGGCUUUAACAAAAUGUGGAAAAUGUCAAGGGGUCUGAAUACUUUCCGACUGCACUGUGCAUGGCAGACCAAUCCUCUCUCCUCUCUCGGCAUGUCCAGUCCAACCAUUAUCUCAGCCAAUCAUGGCUAGCGGGAAGAUUCCUGUCUUUUUCCGUGGCUAAACCAACUAGGCUCGUAAUUUAACAAUUUGAUUCGUAUUUACAGAUGGCAUAGGAGUUUGUUAUUAAGGCACAUGAAAGUUCACAUGUUCCAGAAGGCAUUUCUGCCCAAAAGCGCAUUUUAAUAAAAAAAAUAAUGUUUACCUUCAAAUGCCUCUCCUGUGAAGUAGUGACGCACGAUAUAUGCCUAGUUUCCUGAAGUCACAAAUAAUGUUUUUUAAUUGGGACUGGUGAACUACAAUGCACACUUAUUAGGAGUCUACUGUUUUGAUAUUAGCUAUGUACUUUUCAUUAAUGUUGAUGCUGUAGUAUUGCAAUAAAAAGUAUGAAGCAUCAAGAUCCACUACACCACAAUCAGCCAACUAAGCUGUGAUUCUCUCUCUCCUGUCCAUAGGCAUCACAUGGGGGAAGGUGGUAUCUAUGUAUGCUGUGGCCGGGGCUCUGGCGGUGGACAGUGUACGUCAGAACCAGCCUGCUACGGUCCAAACCAUAGUGGACAGUCUGGGUCAGUUUGUCCGCAAGAAUUUGGCCCCUUGGCUGAAGAAACGUGGAGGAUGGGUGAGUGACUGGACUGUUAUUGUUGCUGGACUAUUGUUGCUGACCAAGGGCCAGUUUUUUGUUUUGUAACUACCACAUAGUUGUGGUUUAAGUAAAAGGAAGAUUAUUAAAGCCGCAUUCUGGAUUUUGAUUUGGUUUAUUAGGAUCCCCAUUAGCCGACGCCAAUGGCGACAGCUAGUGUCCUCCCCUCCAUCAGAUAUCUGUAUAUAAUGACGAGAUGCUCAUGUCUCCACCUGAAAAAUGGGAGACGUUGUCCCAAAGGCGGGAAGGCGGGCCCAUAGGGCUAAUUUUGGACCGAGUUUGGAGAGGGUGAAACCUCUCGCUUCACCGCUUCCUUUCUGGUGCCAUAUCGUUUUUUUGAAGGUAAUUGAUUUGAGUAGUUUCCCUAUGCUGCCCUCUAGUGGUUUUCAGGGGAAGCACAUGGGCAACACAUUACCAGCGAUUUUUGCCUUCUUCAAUAAUAUAAUAUGCCAUUUAGCAGACGCUUUUAUCCAAAGCGAUUUACAGUCAUGCGUGCAUACAUUAUUAUUUUUUGUGUAUGGGUGGUCCCGGGGAUCGAACCCACUACCUUGGCGUUACAAGCGCCGUGCUCUACCAGCUGAGCUACAGAGGACCAAUUGUCUUUCCUUGAUUCCUUACAUCCUCCUUCUCAACUCUUAAGAGAAGAUCCAAGGUUCCUUCCCUCCAAUCUUCUCUUCCAAUGUGUUUUGAGAAGGAGGCAAGGAUAGAGGAAGCAAGGAUUUGAGGAAAUGAUGAUAUGUGGGAAAAGUGUGUCCUUAAAGUUUCUAACUGUGGUAUUUCCAAUGUGACCUUUUUGUCUUUUUCCAGACGGACAUUAAGAAAUGUGUGGUGAAGUUAGAUGCCGUUCCUCAGACCCAUUGGCUGUCUCCCGUUGCCGAAUCCUGCAAGCACUUUCUGUCAACACUGUACAUCUACAUUAUGAAGGAGCCAUGAAGGAAUUGGGAGAAGAACUAAGGUUGAACGGACAAGAGCCGGAGGAGAUUGCUGCCGUUUUACGGCCCUCUAACCAAUUGUACUAUUAUGUGUGUUUUUUCGCGUUAUUUGUCAUUUACUCUGUACAUAAUGUUUCUGCCACUGUCUCUUAUGACCAAAAAGAGCUUCUGGAUAUCAGGACAGCGAUUACUCACUUCGUAUUGGACAAAGAUUUUUUUCUUCAACGAGUCGGACGCGAAGGAUAUUCUACAGACACCCGACAAGGCCCAAAUCCCCGUCAUUCGCAUGAGAAAGAGACAGAGAUAUCGUGGAUGUAGGUCGGGGUGCCUUGUAAGGAUCUGACGGCGAGCGAGUAAACUGCCUCUUCCAUCAAUCUAAUUAGCCAACGUUCAAUCAUUUGAAAUUAAAUUGGACGACCUAAGAUCAAGGUUAUCCUACUUUUUCCUCGACUAACCGGUGCCCCCGCACAUUGACUCUGUACCUGCUGUUAUUUUAUUUUACUGCUGCUCUUUACUUAUUUGCUAUUUUAAUUUUUUACUUAUCUAUUUUUUACUUAACACAUUUUUUUAUUUUCUUAAAACUGCAUUGUUGGUUAAGGGCUUGUAAGUAAGCAUUUCACUGUAAGGUCUACACCUGUUGUAUUCGGCGCAUGUGACAAAAAACAUUUGAUUUGAUUUGAAGGCACAGCAGACAUCUGCUAACUUUUUGAUGGAACCCAUUUUCUUAAGAUUGGUGAUGGCUAUCUAAACAGUGACUCUCCUUCAUGCAGUGUACAAGUAUCACAUUUUGUAUAAUCAUCAACAAUUUAAUAAACAAUGACUGCUCUUCUUCCAAAGAGUAAUCUCAGGUACCCAGAAGUAG
Coregonus sp. 'balchen' is the source of this 11078-nucleotide messenger RNA. NCBI's taxonomy places the organism in Eukaryota, Metazoa, Chordata, Actinopteri, Salmoniformes, Salmonidae. The record is from the annotation of a GenBank genome assembly.